Episyrphus balteatus (marmalade hoverfly) is the source of this 968-nucleotide messenger RNA. Its product is annotated as thioredoxin domain-containing protein 9. The record is from RefSeq and is a predicted model, not a curated record. Gene Ontology annotation, cellular component: cytoplasm. NCBI's taxonomy places the organism in Eukaryota, Metazoa, Arthropoda, Insecta, Diptera, Syrphidae. Gene Ontology annotation, biological process: microtubule cytoskeleton organization. The transcript has 3 exons. Bases 141 to 797 code for a protein of 218 amino acids.
GGCUUUUUUUUUUGUAAAACAACUUGCCGCACCUCUACCUACACACACACGAUUGAUUUUGAUUUGCCUGCAGGCACAAAAAUCUCUGAUUUGCAUAUAAUUUCUUGUCGUUCAAGUCCAAAUCAAUCUCAGCUCUCAGCAUGGCUCAUAUUUUAGAGAAUCAACUUAUCAAUGCGGCUCAGCAUAUCGAACAACAAUUGGAUCAGCAGUUGGAUCGUUUGGAGAGUCUUGGAACUGAUGAUCUGCAAAUGAUUCGCGAGCAGCGAAUCAAGGAAAUGAAGGAGCUAAAUAAAAAGAAACAAGAAUGGUUGGCUAAUGGUCAUGGUGUGUAUACUGAGUUGGCUGAUGAAAAGGAAUUCUUUGAAGUUUCGAAAAAAUCACCAAAUAUCGUUUGCCAUUUCUAUAGAGACUCCACAGAACGUUGCCGCAUUGUUGAUAUGCAUUUGAAAAUCCUAGCUGCCAAGCAUGUUGAAGCAAAGUUUUGCAAAGUAAAUGCUGAAAAAUCUCCAUUCCUCACUCAGAGACUGAGAAUCAAAAUUAUCCCAACUAUCGCUUUAGUCAAGGAUAGUAAAACAAAAGACUUUAUUGUUGGCUUCACAGAUUUGGGCAAUUGCGAUGAUUUCUCCACAGAUAUGCUUGAAUGGAGAAUAGCACAAUCAGGAGCAAUUGAUUAUAAGGGUGACCUGAUAAAUCCACCGGAUGCAAAGAAGUCAUCCAAGAGCUAUAUCAAUCGACCAAAAAAAGCAAUCCGCGGUGGCUAUGAUUCUGAUGACUCUGACAUCGACUUUGAUGAUUAGCGGCAGAUAAUGUAAGCGUGUAUUUUCCUUAACACGCCAACGUAGCGAUAUAGAUUAAAUCUUUUCGAUUUUUUUUUUAUAUAAACAAGUAUACAUGCUGAAAUUAUUAGUAAGAAAAAAUAAUAAGAAAAAAAAUAAAAUAGUGUCUCAUACAAUAGUUUGUAAAAGAAA